Messenger RNA from Chrysemys picta bellii (western painted turtle), 1916 nucleotides. RefSeq names its product phosphorylase kinase catalytic subunit gamma 2 (gene PHKG2). Lineage: Eukaryota; Metazoa; Chordata; Testudines; Emydidae. Gene Ontology annotation, cellular component: phosphorylase kinase complex. Gene Ontology annotation, molecular function: ATP binding; calmodulin binding; phosphorylase kinase activity. Gene Ontology annotation, biological process: glycogen biosynthetic process; protein phosphorylation. The record is from RefSeq and is a predicted model, not a curated record.
UGAUUGGCCGUCUUCCCUCUCCUCCCAUGUGGAGUGGGAAGGGGGGCGGGGAUAGUGCGGGCCAAUCGGGGCAGGCGUCGGGGGCGGGGCUGGGAAUCCGGUUCCAAACCGAGGUGCCGGCAGGUGCAGGGGUCCUGGAGCCCAGCUCCGGGCGAGCCGGCCAGCAUGACCCGAGGUGUGGGGCUAGACGACGAGCUGCCUGACUGGGCCGGCGCCAAGGAGUUCUACCAGAAGUAUGACCCCAAGGACGUCAUCGGCAGGGGCGUGAGCAGCGUGGUGCGGCGAUGUGUGCACAAGCAGACGGGGCAGGAGUUUGCGGUGAAGAUCAUCGAGGUGACCUCGGAGCGCAUGACCCCGCAGCAGCUGGAGGAGGUGCGGACCUCCACGGGCAAGGAGAUUGCCAUCCUGCGUCAGGUGGCAGGGCACCCCUACAUCAUCACACUCAUCGAUUCCUACGAGUCGUCCACAUUCAUGUUCCUGGUGUUUGAUCUGAUGCGGCGUGGGGAGCUCUUUGACUACCUGACGGAGAAAGUGACCCUGAGUGAGAAGGAGACCAGGUGCAUCAUGCGAGCGCUGCUGGAGGCGGUGAGCUACUUGCAUGCCAGCCACAUCAUCCACCGUGACCUGAAGCCCGAGAACAUCCUCAUGGACGAUCAGCUCAAUAUAAAGCUCUCCGACUUCGGCUUCUCCUGCCGGCUGGAGCCAGGGCAGAAACUGCGGGAGCUGUGCGGGACCCCCGGGUACCUAGCCCCAGAGAUCCUCAAGUGCUCCAUGGAUGAGACGCACCCGGGCUACAGCCAGGAAGUGGACCUGUGGGCAUGUGGUGUGAUCUUCUUCUCCCUGCUGGCCGGCUCGCCCCCGUUCUGGCACCGCAAGCAGAUGCUGAUGCUGCGCAUGAUCAUGGAGGGGCACUACCAGUUCAGCUCUCCGGAGUGGGAUGACCACUCCGACACAGUCAAGGACCUGAUCUCGCGGCUGCUGCGUGUGGAGCCGUCGGAGCGGCUAACGGCGGAGCAGGCCCUGCAGCAUCCCUUCUUCGAGCGCUGCGUGGGGCGCCCGGUCCGGCUGUUCAGCCCCUACCGACGGUUCAGGGUGCUGGUGUGGACGGUGCUGGCCUCCAUCCGCAUGUUCAACAGCUACCGGGUGCGCACGCGGCCGGUGACGCGGGAGCUGCUGCUGCGCGACCCCUAUGCGCUGAAGGGUGUGCGCAAGCUCAUCGACGCCUGCGCCUUCCGCAUCUACGGCCACUGGGUGAAGAAGGGCGAGCAGCAGAACCGCGCCGCCCUCUUCGAGAACCUGCCCAAGGCCCUGCUGCUGGCCCUAAUGGGCGCUGAGGGCGAGGGGGCGGAGCUGGGCCAGGGCGAGGAGGCGGAGCACUACUACAGCACCACUGCUCCUCUCCACUAGGAGGCAGGGACCAGGCUGGGCUGCGGGAGAUCCCGGGGUGGCCCCCCAUAGCCUGGGAACCGCAAGUAGGGGGGGUGGGGGAUGGUUGCACUGAACGUCAAGCCAGGGGAACACCCUCCCCCCCCAGGGAGUGCAGGGGGGCCCUAGUGCAGGUUUGUCCAGGAUUUCUGGGAUAGGAAGGGGCAGUCCUGCCUGGGUGAGGUUUAGGGACCCCGUGUGUGUCUGGGGGAGGGGAGUGGCUGGCAUGCUGUGUGCAUAUGUCUAGGAUGCGGGGGCAGCUCGCACCCCCUGCCCUUGGCUUCUUUUUACUGGCUCAGUAUUGCAUCCUGGGAGAGAUGGGGCCAAAUCCUCCCCUCCGCCCAGAUGGCAGAGUUGGGGAGAUGGGGCCAAAUGCUCCCCGCUCCCCGCUGGGCUCAGCCAGGCCCCGUUGAUGUAGCUUGGUUAAUUUUUAUGUUUUUCCUGUAGUCUGAAUUCCUGUGAAUUAGAAUAAAAAUCUAUUGUGACCCCUA